Messenger RNA from Tupaia belangeri chinensis (Chinese tree shrew), 4921 nucleotides. RefSeq names its product DNA polymerase alpha 1, catalytic subunit (gene POLA1). The record is from RefSeq and is a predicted model, not a curated record. Gene Ontology annotation, biological process: lagging strand elongation; mitotic DNA replication initiation; DNA replication. The transcript has 37 exons. Lineage: Eukaryota; Metazoa; Chordata; Mammalia; Scandentia; Tupaiidae. Gene Ontology annotation, molecular function: chromatin binding; single-stranded DNA binding; DNA replication origin binding. Bases 36 to 4430 code for a protein of 1464 amino acids. Gene Ontology annotation, cellular component: alpha DNA polymerase:primase complex.
GGCUGGUUGGCGCGGAAUCGGGAGACUUUGGGACCAUGGCGCCUGUGCACGGCGAUGACUGCGAGCUGCAGGGCAGCGAGUCAGGGAGUUUUGUAGCUUCUCGAGCCCGGCGAGAAAAAAAGUCAAAGAAAGGACGCCAGGAAGCUCUAGAAAGACUGAAAAAGGCUAAAGCUGGUGAGAAGUAUAAGUAUGAAGUCGAGGACUUCACAAGUGUCUAUGAAGAAGUUGAUGAAGAGCAGUAUUCGAAGCUGGUUCAGGCACGCCAGGAUGAUGACUGGAUCGUGGAUGAUGAUGGUAUUGGCUACCAGGAAGAUGGCCGAGAGAUUUUUGAUGAUGACCUUGAAGAUGAUGCCCUUGACACCAGUGGGAAAGGAAAAGAUAGCAGUAAAGUACGCAGCAAAGAUAAGAGAAAUGUGAAGAAGCCUGCGGUGACAAAACCAAACAAUAUCAAGUCAAUGUUCAUCGCUAGUGCUGGAAAGAAAACCGCAGAUAAAGCUAUAGAUUUGUCAAAGGAUGAUCUCCUCGGUGACAUUCUACAGGAUUUGAACACUGGGGCAUCUCAAGUAACUCCACCACCAGUAAUAAGGCUGAAGAAAAGAUCCAUUGGAGCUUCACUGAAUCCUUUUUCUGUGCACACCCCCAAGGCAGUUCCUUCAGGAAAAACGGCUCCCCCUGUCUUCAGGAAAGAGCCUCCUUUAACUCCUAUUCCUGUAAAACGUGCUGAAUUUUCUGGAGAGCUGGUACAGACUGAACACAUAGAAGACGAGCAGGAAUCAGGGAUGAUGGAGUUUGAAGAUGGGGACUUUGAUGAGCCCAUGGAUGCUGAGGAGGUGGACAUGGAACCAGUGGCUGCCAAGACUUGGGACCAAGAGAAUGAGCCAGCAGAGGGGGUGAAACACGAAGCAGAUCCCGGGAAAGGGACCACAUCCUACUUAGAAAGUUUUCUCCCAGAUGUCUCUUGUUGGGAUAUUGGUCAGGAAGAUGACAGUAAUUUCUCAACUCAGGAAGUUAAAGUGGAUUCCAGUCACCUCCCAUUGGUAAAAGGGACAGAUGGGGACCAAGUGUUCCAGUUCUAUUGGCUGGAUGCUUAUGAAGAUCAGUACAACCAACCAGGUAUAGCAUUUGUGUUUGGCAAAGUUCGGAUUGAAUCAGCCAAAACCCAUGUGAGCUGUUGUGUAAUGGUGAAAAACAUCGAGCGAACACUCUACUUCCUUCCUCGUGAAAUGAAGAUUGACCUAAAUACAGGGAAAGAAACAGGAACUCCAGUUACGAUGAAGGAUGUUUAUGAUGAAUUUGAUGAGAAAAUAGCAACAAAAUAUAAAAUUAUGAAGUUCAAGUCUAAGAUAGUGGAAAAGAACUAUGCUUUUGAGAUACCUGAUGUCCCCGAAAAAUCUGAGUACUUGGAAGUUAGAUACUCGGCUGAAGGGCCACAGCUUCCUCAGGACUUGAAAGGAGAAACUUUUUCUCAUGUGUUUGGGACCAACACAUCCAGCUUGGAACUGUUCUUGAUGAACAGAAAGAUCAAAGGACCUUGUUGGCUCGAAGUAAAAAAUCCACAGCUCUUAAAUCCGCCAAUCAGUUGGUGUAAAGUUGAGGCAAUAGCUUUGAAACCAGACUUGGUGAAUGUAAUUAAGGACGUUGGGCCUCCUCCACUUGUGGUGAUGUCUUUCAGCAUGAAGACAAUGCAGAAUGCAAAGUACCAUCAAAAUGAGGUUAUUGCAGUGGUGGCUUUGGUCCAUCACAGUUUUGCGUUAGAUAAAGCAGCCCCACAGCCUCCCUUUCAGUCACACUUCUGUGUUGUUUCUAAACUAAAGGACUGUAUUUUUCCAUAUGCUUUCAAAGAACUUGUUGAGAAAAAGAACGUGAAGGUUGAGGUUGCUGCAACAGAAAGAACACUGCUAGGAUUUUUCCUUGCAAAAGUUCACAAAAUUGACCCUGACGUCAUUGUGGGUCAUAAUAUUUAUGGGUUUGAACUGGAAUUGCUACUGCAGAGAAUUAAUGUGUGCAAAGUUCCUCACUGGUCCAAGAUAGGUCGACUGAAGCGAUCCAACAUGCCAAAACUUGGGGGUCGGAGUGGAUUUGGUGAAAGGAAUGCUACUUGUGGCCGAAUGAUCUGUGAUGUGGAAAUUUCAGCAAAGGAAUUGAUUCGUUGUAAAAGCUACCAUUUAUCUGAACUCGUUCAGCAGAUUCUGAGAACUGAAAGAGAUGUAAUCCCAAUGGAAAAUAUACAAAAUAUGUACAGUGAACCUUCUCAUCUGUUGUACCUGUUGGAGCACACCUGGAAAGAUGCCAGGUUCAUUUUGCAGAUCAUGUGUGAGCUAAAUGUUCUUCCAUUAGCAUUGCAGAUCACUAACAUCGCUGGGAACAUUAUGUCCAGGACACUAAUGGGUGGACGAUCCGAGCGUAACGAGUUCUUGUUACUUCAUGCUUUUUAUGAAAACAACUAUAUCGUGCCUGACAAGCAGAUUUUCAGAAAGCCUCAGCAAAAACUGGGUGAUGAAGAUGAAGAAAUUGAUGGGGAUACCAAUAAGUACAAGAAAGGACGUAAAAAAGCAGCUUAUGCUGGAGGCUUAGUUUUGGACCCCAAAGUUGGUUUUUAUGAUAAGUUCAUUUUGCUCCUGGACUUCAACAGUUUAUAUCCCUCCAUCAUUCAGGAAUUUAACAUUUGUUUCACGACAGUGCAAAGAGUUUCUUCAGAGGCACAGAAGGUUACAGAGGAUGGAGAACAAGAACAGAUCCCUGAGUUGCCAGAUCCAAGCCUCGAAAUGGGCAUUUUGCCCAGAGAGAUCCGGAAACUGGUAGAACGGAGAAAACAAGUCAAACAGCUAAUGAAACAGCAAGAUUUAAACCCAGACCUUGUUCUUCAGUAUGACAUCCGACAGAAGGCUUUGAAGCUUACAGCCAACAGUAUGUACGGUUGCUUGGGAUUUUCCUACAGCAGAUUUUAUGCCAAACCACUGGCUGCCUUGGUGACAUACAAAGGAAGGGAGAUUUUGAUGCAUACGAAAGAGAUGGUACAGAAGAUUAAUCUUGAAGUUAUAUAUGGAGAUACAGAUUCAAUUAUGAUAAACACCAAUAGCACCGAUCUGGAGGAAGUAUUUAAGUUGGGAAAUAAGGUAAAAAAUGAAGUGAAUAAGUUGUACAAACUACUUGAAAUAGACAUUGAUGGUGUUUUCAAGUCUUUGCUACUACUGAAGAAAAAGAAAUACGCUGCUCUGGUUGUCGAACCAACAUCAGAUGGGAAUUAUUUCACCAAACAGGAGCUGAAAGGAUUGGAUAUUGUUAGAAGAGAUUGGUGUGAUCUUGCUAAGGACACUGGGAACUUUGUCAUUGGCCAGAUUCUUUCUGAUCAAAGCCGGGACACUAUAGUGGAAAACAUCCAGAAGAGGUUAAUACAUAUUGGAGAAAAUGUGCUAAAUGGCAGUGUCCCAGUGAGCCAGUUUGAAAUUAACAAGGCAUUGACAAAGGAUCCCCAGGAUUACCCAGAUAAAAAAAGCCUACCUCAUGUACAUGUUGCCCUCUGGAUAAAUUCUCAAGGAGGAAGAAAGGUCAAAGUCGGAGAUACUGUGUCAUACGUCAUCUGUCAGGAUGGAUCAAACCUUACUGCAAGUCAGAGGGCCUACGCACCUGAGCAACUGCAGAAACAGGACAAUUUAACCAUUGACACCCAAUAUUACCUGGCCCAGCAGAUCCACCCAGUUGUGGCUCGGAUCUGUGAGCCAAUAGAUGGAAUCGAUGCUGUCCUCAUUGCAACCUGGUUAGGACUUGACCCCACCCAAUUUAGAGUUCAUCAUUAUCAUAAAGAUGAAGAGAAUGAUACUGUCCUGGGUGGCCCAGCACAGCUCACUGAUGAAGAGAAAUACAAGGACUGUGAGAAAUUAAAAUGUCCAUGCCCUGCAUGUGGGACCGAGAAUAUUUAUGAUAAUGUCUUAGAUGGCUUGGGAACUGAUAUGGAACCCAGCUUGUAUCGUUGUAGUAACAUCGAUUGUAAGGCUUCACCUCUGGCCUUUAUGGUACAGCUGAACAACAAAUUGAUCGUGGACAUUAGACGUUGUAUUAAAAAGUACUAUGAUGGCUGGUUGAUAUGUGAGGAGCCAACAUGUCGCAAUCGAACUCGGCACCUUCCCCUUCAUUUCUCCCGAAACGGGCCUCUUUGUCCAGCAUGCAUGAAAGCGACACUUAGACCGGAGUAUUCUGACAAGUCCCUGUACACCCAGCUGUGCUUUUACCGGUACAUUUUUGAUGUGGACUAUGCACUGGAGAAACUUACCGAUCAUGAGAAAGAUAAAUUGAAGAAGCAGUUUUUUCUCCCCAAAGUUUGUCAGGACUACAAAAAACUCAAGAACACAGUAGAGCUAUUCUUGUCCCGAAGCGGCUACUCAGAAGUGAACCUCAGCAAACUCUUUGCAGAUUGCUCCGUGAAGUGCUGAAGGAAUCCCAGAGCGAAGAGGGGGGAAGCCGAAGAAUCCCAGCUUCCUCCAACUUCUGGCCCUGACUGCUUCUCAGGCAUCUUCUUUGCAUUUUGUAUUUGUGUGGAUGUGGGCUGGGAGGAGGCAUUGCAACAAUAUUUCAUCUACUAAGUGUCCGAGGAAAUCCAGUCACCGUAUUAGCAUGUCCCGCUUUAAAACACAACCCCAGCCCUUCCUCAAACACCCGGAGACCCAGCAUACUGGGAACUAGGUUUCUGGGGCCCAAAAAGUGCUAUUCCAUUGAGAGUAGCUGGAAUGUCAGUGACCCCAGGCUUUGCCCCAGUGCCUUUAGCCUUUAGCGGAAAUGCCCCCCAGAAAGAGAGGUUCUGGAGCCUGAUAGUGCACUAACAUUUUGCCUUUUCACUCACCAGUUACACGCAGGCAGUCUCGAUCCAAAUGCUUCCCCAGCAGCUUGCUUGGGGAGUGGCUAUGUUUUUCAGUCUUUUAUAUAG